Sinocyclocheilus rhinocerous is the source of this 1234-nucleotide messenger RNA. RefSeq lists its product as uncharacterized. The transcript has 3 exons. NCBI's taxonomy places the organism in Eukaryota, Metazoa, Chordata, Actinopteri, Cypriniformes, Cyprinidae. The record is from RefSeq and is a predicted model, not a curated record. Bases 136 to 588 code for a protein of 150 amino acids.
UGAUUGGUCGUUUACAGACGCGUAUUGAUGAGGUUGCAUGAACGCAAACUUUACACGCCUGGUUCCUGUGUGUUUAGUGUUUGUGAAACAUUAAGCGCAUUUAAGGUUUAUCAGGCCUAUCUGAACUGAAACACAAUGAGUAAAAAGGGUAAUGUAUCAUGGGUGAAGCCAGCCGAACCAUCUUUUUUGAAGAAAUUCAAGAAUGACGUUGGUUUUAAAGAAGGGCCUACGGUGGAGACUAAAAAGCAGCAGAUGCCGCAGUUUGAUGAUGACAGUGCUGACAGUGAUCGGGAGGACGAGAUGCCGCAGGUCGUGGUUUUAAAAAAGGGAGAUUUGAGUGCCGAAGACGUUAUGAAAAUCAAAAAAGAUACAGAGGACUCGAACAAAGAUGAACAGCCUCCACCAGAUGGAAAGAUCGUCUUUAAGAAGCCUGUCAAACGCUCCUCUGAUAAAUUCGAAGGCAUUACUGCCAGCUCUAGCAAGAAGAAGAGAAGUGAGGAUGGUGAGACUAAAGAGUCAAAAGCUGGUGUGAAGGUGAAGAACAACAGCCUGCUGUCUUUUGGUGAUGAUGAUGAGGAGGAAGACUAGUUUGGCAGGGAGACAAGCAUCUCUUUGAGUCAGGUUGUCUCUUGGACUGGUUCUUGCAAAGACCAAUCUGCUGUUUUAUAAAUAUAUUUGUGUGUGUAAAAUAGAUGUUUGUGAGAAUGGUCCAACUCAUGCAGUUUAUUUGUUAUGAUAAUAUUUUGUAAAACACGUGAGUCAUUAUGAGCCUCUGGAGCAUUGUUAAUAGCAGGUAGGAAGUAACAAUAUGAGAUGUCUUUUGCAAUAUCAUAAUUGUCAUUAAUGACACUUUUUAAAGACUGUGAUGAUAAAUGUAUGGACAACAAGAGAAACAAAAACACCUGGGUCAAUCAGAAAUGCAAAUAUGAUAGAAUACAGAACAUAGAAGUUUAUUUCAAAGAGGUUCUUAAGUGUUUCAUAGAAAUGAAACUGUCCUGUUGGGAGAUUUCAAACAGGAUGUUCAUAUAUGGCUUCUAUAAAGGAGCUGUGCAGUUUCCCUUUUUUAUUGUUGUUUUAGGUUUUGACACUCAAAUUCCCUGAUUCUGGGACUUUUGGAGUUGUAUUUUAUUAUACAUUGUGUCACAUUUUGAGGAAAGUAAACAACUUGCAUUCUGGAAUAAAAUGUUUGUAACCAUCAUUUAUCUUGUGCUGCAACUGAUCAAUUCUGAAAAAG